Morchella importuna is the source of this 978-nucleotide messenger RNA. RefSeq lists its product as uncharacterized. Gene Ontology annotation, biological process: lipid metabolic process. The transcript is spliced from 4 exons. The coding region runs from base 1 to 978 and encodes 325 amino acids. Gene Ontology annotation, molecular function: oxidoreductase activity, acting on the CH-CH group of donors. Gene Ontology annotation, cellular component: membrane. The record is from RefSeq and is a predicted model, not a curated record. Lineage: Eukaryota; Fungi; Ascomycota; Pezizomycetes; Pezizales; Morchellaceae.
AUGGCCGUAACACUAUACGCGAUCGACGACUACUACCUCACCGCAACGCUGCUCAUCACAAUCACGUACCAGCUCUUCUUCUUCACCAUCGCCUUUGCGCUCCGCUUCGACAAGCUCACGGACUUUGCGGGCGGGACGAACUUUGUGCUGCUUGCCCUCGUUACGCUGUGCUUCAGCGGUGUUACAGAUGUUAGGAACAUCGUAGCCUCCGUCUUCAUGAUCGUCUGGGGCGCCCGCCUAUCCGGCUUCCUCCUCUUCCGCAUCCUCAAGACCGGAAAAGACGACCGCUUCAACGGCAUGCGCGACAAGUUCCUCCCCUUCCUCAGCUUCUGGCUCCUCCAAAUGCUCUGGGUCUGGACCGUCUCCCUGCCCCUCACAAUCCUCAACAGCCCCUCCACCACCUUCCACACCCCGCAGCCGCCCUUCACCACACCCCUCGACAUCCUCGGCAGCAUCCUCUUCCUCGCCGGCCUCGCAACCGAGACCCUCGCCGACACGCAGAAAUACCUCUUCCGCUCCAGCGCGCCCCCCAAAGCCCUCUUCAUCAACAGCGGGCUAUGGCGGUACUCGCGGCACCCCAACUACUUUGGCGAGAUCACUCUGCAUCUCGGCAUCUGGCUUGUCGCUAUCGCGCCGGCAGCGGAGGGCGCGGUGACGGGCAGGGCCGCGGCGGCGCUGUAUGCCAGUGUGGUUGGCCCGCUGGCGCUGGCGGGGCUGCUGCUGUUUGUGAGUGGGGUUGCGCUGCAGGAGCGGCCGGCGGCGCGGAGGAGGUGGGAGAGUGGUGAGGGGUGGGUGGAGUAUGAGGCUUAUUUGAGGAGGACGAGUGUGUUGGUGCCGAUGCCGACGGGGGUGUGGGAGCGGUUGCCGGCGGUGGUGAAGAGGACGGUGGGGUUGGAGUUUCCGAUGUUUGUUUUUGAUCCGGCGACGAUGGCGGGGGAGGGGGAUGGUCGCGCGCUGAGGGCGGGGGACGCGACGUAG